Messenger RNA from Helianthus annuus (common sunflower), 585 nucleotides. RefSeq lists its product as uncharacterized. The coding region runs from base 1 to 585 and encodes 194 amino acids. Lineage: Eukaryota; Viridiplantae; Streptophyta; Magnoliopsida; Asterales; Asteraceae. The transcript has a single exon. The record is from RefSeq and is a predicted model, not a curated record.
AUGGAAUCCGGUCAAUACACAUCAUGGUGGCAACUAUUUAAGAUUCAUUGUCGAGCCUAUCUUGUGAUAGACCAUCUCGCUCCUAAGCCUGUUUCCGCAUCCGGGUCCUCCAAAGACACUGAUAAAAACAAACAAUCGAAACAAGACGACUCUUGCGAUCAGUUGGACGCUAUUGUGCUUAAGUGGAUCUAUGGCACGAUCUCCAACGAUCUUCUGCAUACCAUUCUUAAACCGAACACAACAGCUCACGAUGCCUGGACGACACUCGAAGGCAUCUUCCAAGAUAACAAGACGUCAAGGGCAAUCCAUCUCUUACACAAGUUUUCGAACACUCAUUUGGACGGAUUUCCUAAUGUUUCUACCUAUUGCCAACAACUUAAAGUCCUAGCCAAUCAACUCGCCAACGACGGGUCAUCGGUAGAUAAUGAUCGUUUGGUUUUACAACUUAUUUCAAGUUUAAACGAGCAAUACGAAGGCAUUGCUACGAUUCUCCAAAACAGAACAGAAAUAUCACUGUUGGUAUUAGUAGAAGAAGAACUAGUAGAAACUUUUGAUCCUUGGAAGACUGAUGAUGUCUUCUUUUGA